CCAUGGCGUUGGUGGUGGUGGUUGGUUCUCUAUUUUUUUUAGCAGCCCCAUCAUCAUCAACUCGGCUUCCCUUCCUUUUCGUCGUGCUCUCCCUCUUUCGGUUUGUUGUUGUCCUCCAAUUGUGUGAAAAGUCCACUCUUUCUUUUAUACCACGGAUGGACGACGACGACGACGACCUGCCAUCCCAGAGUCCACUUUUUUAUACUUAUAUUUAUUAAAUUUAUUCAACCCGGAAUGAUGAUAAGCACAAUUUUAAAAGCAGAAAUUUAAAUAAUAAAAAAACGAGAGAGAGAAAGAGAGAAACGUAUUUAUCCUGGUACUCUUUUUUUUUACCCUGCCCGGUGGUUGGUUCGCAGUUUUAAUUGAAAUUAAUAAUUAAAUGUGCCACGAUUUGUGGGGACACGAGACACGCUAGUUUGUUGGUGGUGGUGGUGGUGGUGGCAGAGACGUGAUAACAAUUUAUUUCAAUAUUCUUCAUAGUAAAUUAAUUCGUAGGAAGAAGAAUGCGGAAUGAAAGUUGUGACAAAAUUGUAAUAACCAAGUUCUUCGUGGUGGUGGUGGUGGUGGUGGCGAUGGUGAAAGGUGUAAUUCUUCUUACAAGUUAAUUUUUUUGUUAGUUGUGCCAUUUAUUUAUUUACAUAUUUAUUAUUAUUUACGUGGGGAAGUCAAGUAAUAAAAAAACAAGAGAAUAAUAUGACAGCAAGCAAUAUAGUAAAUGAAAUACAAUAAAAUUUUUACAAAUAUACAAGUUGGAGGAAUGCAUUGCCGGAUUUUUAAUAGUUUUGAACUCUAUCUGCGCCCACGUUAGGAGAUAAAUUUAAUGAAAGAAUUUACACUGUCUGCGCGCUGUAGUUAUUGAACUUGUGCCUAGAUUUGGAAUUUUGGGAAGAAAUAAAAAGAAAAAGUUCUAAAAAAAGAAUUUGUGAUUGGGUUGAGGAAAAAAAAGUGAGAGUGUCGACGACGACGACGAGGAUAACUCUUCUGGGAGAGGAUCAGUCCUACAUCCGGACAAGAAAAUGUGAGGCGGAGGUCAACCGUCGUCCCCCACCGCCAGUUAAUUAUCAGUAGUGAGUGAGUGAACAUGAGAAAAGAUGAUAAAGAUGGACAAACAUUUUUAAUUGUAACGUCAAAAAGGUGACGACACGAUGGUGUGACGGGAAGAAAUUCGUCAAGUUGACGACGAUUCACGAUUUUUUUAGUCGUCGUUUAGUUUAGUUAAUAUUUUUUUUAACGAAAUCACAAUCAAAAAAGUUAGUCGACACGAAAAGUUUUGAUCUCUAUUCACUAUUUUUAUUUGGCGAGGAAAUAUAACGACAAUAAUAAAAAAAUAAUAAUAAUGAAAUGACCAUUACAUAUUUAAAUACUUAACAGUUGAUUAUUAUUAUGAUUUACACUUAUUAAUGUUAUUUUCGCUCAGUUUAUUCGAAUUUAAACGAUAUUUUUGUUCUAAAUUAUGAAAAAAGAUCUCUCUUUUUAUUUCAAAGAAUUGUGAAUUAAUAAUUGUAUCAAACUUAACUUACCUGGCUGAACUUUGAUAGAGUUUUAUUUACACUAUUACGGCAUAAUUACUGAUAAGGUAGAUUAUCUCAUCACAUCACACGUACAUAUAAUAUUGCAUAAUAAAACUGGAGACUUGCAGAUAUUAACAAAACCAAAGUUACAAAGUCAGAGAAUUAAUUAGUAAAGAGAUAUUUAAAUGAAAAGCAGCCAAAGGCAUUACAUUUUUAAUUAAUUAAUUGAUUAAUUAGUUUCUUUUUUGUUUGAGGGAGAAAAAAAAGAAAGAAAAAAAUUGUAUAUUUUAUUAUUUCUUGUUAGUUAAAAUAGUUAGUUCAGUUAAAUAAAUUAGUUAAAAAACAAAAUUAAUUAUGGUCGUGAACGAAGAAAGAACUACUUCGUAGUCCAAAAUUAUCUACCGUCCUUGAUGAAUGAUCAUGCACAGUGUGAGUAGUCCCUUCAACAUGCGUCAAUAUAACUUGAGCGUGAUGAAGCCUCCGGUGAGUAAAAGUGCGGUUCAAACCACUUCGUCGUCGUCCAACUCUAAUAAUAAUACGAACAAGUCCACAUACACCAACGCUGCAAAUUCAUUGGAUCUCUUACGACAAAAUAUUCAACGAAAUAUUAACCACGAUAUUCAAGAAGUUAUUACAAAGUAUUUAAAUAUAUUUUUCAAGCAAGGGAUUGAAAACAUACGGAAUAAUCUGGGCCCCGACUCGGUUACGGAUGACCAUAUUUCCAACAUGUGUCGCCAAAUAUUGGAUGAGGCGAAGCACAUGUAUCCCCUCAAUCCGAUGGCGUUGGGGAGUGGGAAGAUUUUGGUGGAAACUUCAAUGCCAACUCUCAACCAUCAUCAUCACCAUCAUCAUCACGACAAUGCGGACCAGAAGCUCUUCAGUGCCCCCAUCGUACCUCAACAACAACAACCCCUCCUCCAACAACAGGUCAUGAUUAAUAACCAAAUUAACCAGCAAUUACCAAACGUCCCGGAUACCAAGCUGCCAUUAACGAGCCCGUCGUCCUUUGGAAUUAAGCGAGAGUCAGAUACCGACUCGGAAGCGAGUUGUAUGUCCAAUGCUAGCAAAAAGGUGAAAAAGUCGUCGUCUAGCAAAGUCAACAAUGGGAACUCAAGUGCCACUGGGGGAGGAGGAGGAGGAAAUAAAAAGAGCAAUAAUAAUAACAGUAGCGAUAAUAGCACGUCUCCUCAAAAACCUAAAAAGCCGUCCGGUCCUUCUCGGAAACACGUCGUGUUGUGGGACUCUAGCAGGCUCACGAUUGACACCAUGUUCAUCAUGGGAGCAAAGGCAAAUAAAGCCUUAGGAUUUGCCCAAACACGGGGACGCUUGUACGUUAAGCAUCCCGGUUUGUUUAAGUACGCAUCUGAUUCCGACGACAAGGAGUGGUUGUCGAAAAACAAGUUAAUGCCGGCUACAGGCGGAAGAGCGUACAUCAUGUUGUUGGAGGACAUUGAAAAGCUGGCCAAGGAUAACACACUGAACGUCACGAUAAACUACGAGGACAUUUUAGGCUUUAAAGUUCCCGACUUUAUAUUGGAAAAGAUGAAGAAUUACAUCGCAAACUGGAAGAAAACGUACGCCGAGGAGGACGAAAAGAGCGCGGCAGCCCAUCGGAACCGCCCCAAUAAGUCAACUCCGUCAUCCUCUUCGUCCUCGUCAUCUUCCUCCAAUCUUACCGUUCCUCCUCCUCCUGCGCCUCCCACAUCUCAAGCAGCUCAUCUCACCCCACUCAACUCAUCAUCCGUGCCUCACUCCAAUCAUCUCCUCAAUAAUAACGUGAUUGCGAAUAACAGUAUGACACCAAAUGUCAAUGCAGCUCCCAAUAAUCCUCCUACUCCCUCCUUGCUGCCCGACAUGCAGCAGCAAUAUCAAAAACAGCAGCAACAACACCACCAAAAUCACGUCGUUCCGCAACCAAGCCUUAAUAAUUUUAUAACUGGGAACGCUUCGACGAAUGUUUUGUACGAAUCAUUCUCAGCCCCUCAAGCCCACGAGAUUCCCGAAUAUAUGCAUAUUGACAAGCCCCCACCCAUGUAUCCUGGUCAACCUCCGCCUCAGCAGCAGCAGCAGCACCAAACUAUGCAAACUAUGAGUACUCCCGGUGGUGGAAAUUACACGAUCCACUCAAAUCAGUUGGACCCAAUUGAGCAAGCAAUCAGCAAAGGGGACUGGUCUCAAGUGUCGGACCGAAGCUUGUUGCAGUAUGCUUUACAGAGUACAAGAAGUAUUGGAUCCUGGGACCCUCAAGAUUCUUUCGACCUCAUCGAAUCCGUAACUAACGGAGGUCUUGUCUCCUUGGGUGGUGUAGGUGGUUCCGGUCCCGGUGUAGGAACUGGUAACGGUGGCGUCGGUGACACGACGUCCUCCUCAAUUUCAUCCCCCCUCAUGCAAAUAUCAUCUCCGACCGGUGGCGGUGGUGGUGGCGGUGGUGGUCACCCACCCCUCGGCCCUAACUGUGAACUUAGUGCCGUACUGGAUCAAGUAUCAGCUUUCCAAUACACAGAAACUUAAAACAGGGCAAUCAACCAUAAAUAGAGAAGAAGAUGCAGAUACAGAACCACAAGUUAUUUUAUACACGAAGAAAAAGAUAUAAGUUUUAUUACACGAUAUGUAUUACUACCAAAUAGAUAUAGAUAGCCACACAUUCUAAAACUUUAAUCUCAACUAUUUUCGCACAACCAAACCCCACAGUUUCAAUUAUAUUAUUAGUAUUACAUACACGAAAUGAAGACAGGAAGCUACUCUCUUAUUACAGUCAGAAUAUUUAUUUCCUGCUACAAGAUUUUAAAAUACUUUUAUUUCCGUCGUUUUAUUGCUCUGUUCGACUCUCCAUUCUCACUAAUACGGAAUACGAGAGGCGACAACCACAUAGAAAUUUUUGAUGUGAGACAUAUAUAUAUAUAUAUAUAUAUAAUUAUUCAAAUAGUUAAGUACAUAAUUAUCCUGCAAUUCAGAAAUGGGUAGAGGUAAACAAGCUGCACAAAACUUAUUUGAUUAUACAAUAUGGAAAUUAAGUUAAAAAAUCAGACAAGUACGUACUUGUCUGAGUAGUAUAAGUACUUAUACUACUUGAUACAUAGAUAAGAAACCCGUAUGAAAAUUUACCGGUUGAAAAUUAGUCAAUUUUUCUGCAGACGAGACGUGUAAAAUUCUGCGCAAUUUUUCUGCCUAAACUUUUCCGCAGAAGGUCAAUAAAUAUACCGAAUAUUUUUCUGCGGAAUUAAAUCAUGCAGAAAUUUCAUGCACAAUUCGCGUCUCUUUCGCAGAAAAGUGCCAAAUUUUCCGCACGUGAAUUUUCAUACGGCAAAAGGGCCGUGGACACGGGAUGUGACGCAUAUUUUAACCCCUCCGGUGGCAACUUUUUAACCUUUUACCCUAGAAAAAGAGAGGUCACAUCCCUUCUCCACGACCCCUCUCGGUAGACACCACAAUGAAAAUGCCUUCUUCUCGAUCAUCACCAGACCAGACCAUAAAUAAUUAGAAUGCGAGACUCAGCGCAGAGAGUGAGUAACAUGUGCCGUGUGGGGUGGUGGGUCGUCAGCUACACUAAAUACUUGACUUUUACUUGCUAUAGUACAUAUAUUAUUCUGUUACAGAGGAAUAGAGUCGCUGUUGCUGGAAAAUAAUAUAUUUAAAAAUAAUCUACACAUUAUCAUUACGUAAUCUUGUUCUUGUGUUACAUAGUGUUAAAAGAAGGUGGUGGUAGCAGUGGCGUGCGUAUGGCUGGUGGAGAAUUCUAGUUUUUAUGAUGAAAGAAAUCUAAAGUUUGAUCUCUUUACGGAAAAUAUUAUGUCAUCUCAAUAAUAAAAGUAAAAUAUUGAAACAGAAAAA
Messenger RNA from Folsomia candida, 5342 nucleotides. RefSeq names its product AF4/FMR2 family member lilli. The transcript is spliced from 7 exons. The record is from RefSeq and is a predicted model, not a curated record. NCBI's taxonomy places the organism in Eukaryota, Metazoa, Arthropoda, Collembola, Entomobryomorpha, Isotomidae. Gene Ontology annotation, molecular function: nucleosome binding; DNA binding. Gene Ontology annotation, cellular component: nucleus. Bases 1926 to 4022 code for a protein of 698 amino acids.